Aplysia californica (California sea hare) is the source of this 8432-nucleotide messenger RNA. Its product is annotated as E3 ubiquitin-protein ligase UHRF1. The transcript has 17 exons. The coding region runs from base 208 to 2742 and encodes 844 amino acids. Gene Ontology annotation, biological process: negative regulation of gene expression via chromosomal CpG island methylation; protein ubiquitination. The record is from RefSeq and is a predicted model, not a curated record. Lineage: Eukaryota; Metazoa; Mollusca; Gastropoda; Aplysiida; Aplysiidae. Gene Ontology annotation, molecular function: protein binding; ubiquitin protein ligase activity.
CUGGGCUGUGGUAUACUCUACGUUCGGGAGUUUCCUAUUCAUUUAUUCAUUAUUUCUACCUUCUCUUUCUUCAAUUGCACGUUUGUAUGCCGUGUGUCACAGGGCUUUAGUGGGAGCAUCUAGAGGUGUCUGGACUAAAUUACAGGAGAAUCAUUAGGUUGCAACUACCGCCUCAGUGUUGUAUGAACCGAAGACCCAGGUUCCAAUAUGUGGAUACAGGUUCGUCUCAUCAGCGGGGCAAAGACAGUCCGCAUUGACAACUUGAGCAAGCUUACCAAAGUCGAAGACCUUCGGACGCGUCUGGUCGAGCCCUUCGAAACAGAAACAUGCAGGCAAAGGCUCUUCUUCCGUGGAAAACAGAUGGAAGAUGGCCAUUCACUCUUUGAUUAUGAUGUUGGCCUGAAUGAUCUUAUUCAACUCCUGGUGCGAAAGGAUGUGUCUGCUGAUUCCCAGAAGUCUGACUCUGAAACUAAAGAUUCAGUCGAAGAUGCAAGUGCAAGUUGUGAGAAGCCUGCCUCAGAUGAUGGGAGCAUUUCUGACAAAGAGAAUAAAGAGCCUGAUGAAGCUGAGCUCCAAGCAUCCACAAGCCAGGUAGUUCUUGGCGACUGCAGAAACAUUUAUAAGGUUGACGAUAUUAUUGAUGCUCGUGAUGUCACGAUGGGAGCAUGGUUUGAAGCAAAAAUUGUCAAGGUGGAAGAAGGCUAUCAUGAAAAGAUCAGAGAAAGACUAGAGAAUAGUUCUUUUAAUCCCUUGAAAUCUCACAUUGCUGCAGAAAAGACUUCAAAAGACAAUUGUGCUCAGAGUACUGAUGAACCCAUGGAGUUUGGAGGUUCUAGUGAUAAAGUGGUGACUGACACUCUUUCGCCUUCAGGAAAUGCAUCAUCAUCAAAUUCAUCUAGUGAAGUGCCAAAAUUUCCUCAUCAAGGUGUUCCAGAUGGAUUUUCAUAUCAUAUAUGUUUUGAAAAGUAUCCUGAAGAUGUUCUUAUGGUGCUCAGCACUGAAAUCCGACCUCGUGCCAGAACCCUCUUGCCUUUCUCUGAUGUUCAGAUUGGUCAACACAUAAUGGCCAACUAUAACUACGAAGAGCCAGACACAAGGGGGUUCUGGUACGACUGCUGUGUCACCGACAAGAAAGAUACCCGCACAGUGAAAGAACUUGUUGCAACUGUAUAUAUUGGUGCUGACUUAACUCCUCUUCAUGAUUGCCGCCUUUUGUUCAUCAAAGAAUUAUUUGGUAUAGAAGUGCCUGGAACCCAACUCACAGAGGAGGAUAUUGCUGCAGACCCCAAGAAUGAUGUGGAAAAAAGGGAGAACAAACCUGAGUGUGACAAGUGUAACGACAAUCCACGUAGGAAAUGCAAGCAUUGUGGUUGCCUCAUGUGUGGUGAUAAGAAAGACCCAGAGAAGACAAUUUUGUGUGAUGAGUGCAAUCAAGCCUAUCACUUGUAUUGUCUGAACCCACCACUUGAAACUGUGCCCGAGGAAGAUGAAUGGUAUUGUCCUCAAUGUAAGAAUGAUGAAACUUCCAUUGUUCGAAUUGGUGAAAAGCUGAAGGCCAGUAAAAAGAAGUCUAAGAUGGCAUCAGCUAAUAGCACAAGCAACCGAGAUUGGGGGAAGGGUAUGGCAUGUGUAGGAAGGAGCAAGAUGUGUACCAUUGUGUCUUCCAACCAUUAUGGUGCGAUUCCAGGUGUUGAAGUCGGAACAAUGUGGAAAUUCAGAGUACAGGUCAGUGAAGCUGGAGUACAUCGACCCCAUGUAGCAGGUAUCCAUGGUCGAGAGGAGGAUGGGGCUUUCUCUAUUGUUUUGUCUGGUGGCUAUGAAGAUGAUGCUGAUGACGGAGAAGAGUUUUUCUACACUGGCAGUGGUGGAAGGGAUUUGUCGGGAAACAAGCGCACGGCAGAACAAUCUUGUGACCAGACUCUUACACGAAUGAACAAAGCAUUGGCUAAGAACUGCAAUGCCCCUGUGGAUGGCAAGAAAGGAGGUGAGGCCAAAGAUUGGCGAGGAGGAAAACCUGUUAGGGUUGUGCGUAAUUGCAAAGGGCGUAAACAUUCCAAGUUUGCCCCAGAAGAAGGAAACAGAUAUGAUGGUAUUUAUAAGGUGAUUAAGUACUGGCCUGAAAAGGGCAAGUCUGGAUUCCUGGUGUGGAGGUACCUUUUGAGACGAGAUGACCCCUCACCUGCCCCAUGGACCAAGGCUGGGCAGAAGAAGAUUGAAGAACUUGGCUUGGAGAUGCAGUAUCCAGAAGGAUAUCUGGAAUCUCAGAAAGAGAAAGAAAAGGAGAAGGAAAAAGAGAAAGAAGAAGAUACCCCAGGGAAGAAAAAAGGUCGCAAAAGGAAGUCUGAAGUAGCUGCACCUACACCAGAUUCCGAUGUGAAAAAACAGAAAACCACGAAGUACUCCAUUAGUGAUGAAGUGAAAAAGUUGAUUGAAGAUGAUAAAGUAAACAAAAAGCUGUGGGAUGAAGCUCUGCAGUGUAUGUCAGGAGGCUCAAAGGUGUUUCAUGACAAAGUGGAGGAGGUGUUUCUGUGCAUUUGCUGUCAGGACAUUGUGUGCAAACCCCUUACUCUCAACUGUAGUCACAAUAUAUGCAAGGGUUGCUUACAGAGGUCCUUCAAGGCGGAAGUCUAUUCUUGUCCUGCCUGCCGUGCUGAACUUGACAAAGGCAUGAGCAUGACCAUCAACAAAACACUUGGAGAUGUCCUCAAUAAGUUGUUCCCUGGUUACGAGUCUGGCAGAUGAGACUGAUGCCUGUGGGACUGUGUGAAAGAUCUGAAUGUACAGCUGUCAUGUGAAGGGACAUACAGUAGUUAAGCAUGAAUUUUUAUACCUUGAAGUACAUCCUGUGUAUUUUUAUGCAGCAGGUUGUCAAAAAUGUCAACCUUUUUAUAUGAGCAGGCAGCUGUAAAAAGAAGACCCAAACUAUAUUUCUAUGCAAAUGUGAGCAUUGACUUUCUUUUGAUGUUUUGAUGAUAAUCGUUGGCCAUUUUGUGUUUUUGCCAUGUUCCUUCCUCAUAUGCAGUACAUCACUAAUCCUUUUCUUGUAUUGUUUCAUUUUUGUUAGUAUGAUUGAUCUAUUCUUUCCUUGAUGGCGAGAUAUGGAUAAAAGAAGGUAGCGAUGAUUCCAAUGUUUAAAAUGGGAUGGGUCUUAAUUGAUCCUUUGAUUUUUAUUUGAUUCACAUUUUGAAAGAAAAGUAUUUGUCAGACUUUGUGUUUUCCUGAUGGUAUGUUUUGUUGUCAUUUCAUUUACUUGUAAAGAAUUUUUGUAACCUGCCUUACAUAUAUUCAAUAUGGCAGCUGUGUGUUGGUACAGUGCCAAAUGAGUGGUGUGGCAAGAGGAAUCAGUUGACCAUAUUUUCCAGUGUUAUUUCUCAUCCUAACGUGUUUCAGUACAUUGGUUCAGGUAUCACUGAGAACUGAGAUUUUUUUCUCCUUUUAACAAAAAAAUUCAGUUCAGUUGUCUUGAUGUGUUUAGGUCACCUUUUUUUGUGAAAUUCAAUAAGCGUAAGAGAGAGUUCAGGUGGUAUUGAUUCUUAUUUGAGCCUUAACAGUGAAGAUGUUGUCAUGUGAAAAGUAACUGAUGGUAAACUGACCCUUGGGAACUUUUAUUCUCCGUGUUGUUUUGUUUUCUUCUGCAGUGAACCUCGAUAAAUGGCAAAUAUAGGCAGUUUCCACUUCUGAAAUGUAGGACUGAAGUAAAAAUCACAGCAUAAUCAAUGCCUUGUAGUUUUAGUAAUUCUGAUAAUAAUAUUUUGUUUGACAAGGUGAGUCUAUCCCUACAUAAUAACUAGUUUCUCAGUUCUAUUAAUAAUAAUGGUUUAUGGUCUCAGCACAUGUUCUCAGCAGCAAAGGAGACCUGUCAGAUCUGUUCUGUUACGGAUGUAGAGCUGACAGCUCGAGUUUUAUAAUAUGAAGCAUACUACUAUAGUAACAAAGACUUAAAACCGUUCAGCUUUACCUUAUUGUUGGGUAGUUCACAAAGAUUUCAAGGAUAUAUUAAUGCCAUUCUUCAUUAGCAUAUUUUGCAGUGCAAAGUGAUUUACGACCAACUUAUGUGCUGUGACUAAUAAUAUUGUCUUGUGGCUUCUGUCAAAACCUUUGGUGAUACAUGAUUGCUGUUACUGUUAAGUUUUUCUGUUUUGAUUGUUUGGUACUGGAUCUGAGAUGUAAGUUGUUUGAGGCUCUGUUCACGUGACGGUGAAGGGUUAUGAGGUUAAAUCAGGGCAUUUGAAAUUGCGAAAGUCUUGAUGUAUCUGGUGUUUUGUGCCUUCUCUAGGAAAUAAGAAACUUACUGAAAGACUGUGUAUCUCGAUGAACUUUCUGAUUCCAGUCUGACAAAUGUAGAUUGUAGAUGACAAUUUUACUGAAAGCAGUAGAGUUGGUUGUAUCUGACACUGACAGUGAAGAAGUUGGGUGUAGUGGAGGGUUAGGACACAUUUGAAUCCUCUUUUUUGGAGGAAUUGCUAUGUUGAUCUAUUUCUGCUUAUGGCUACUACUUAAUCCCCCUUGUUGGGACCGGUGAAGGCAAGUUUGCAUGAAUUUAUUUUCCCUUUCUUUUGAUGUACUAAUAUAGUAAAUAUUUCUAUCAAACUGAUGUGCGAGUGGGAAAAAUCUGUGGAAGUCAGUAGAAAUAUUUUUGUUACAAGUGAGGUCAAAUAGUUAAAUACUUGGUUCCUACUUUUGCCCUUGACCUCAUGUGUGUUUUUAAACAACCUGAAGUUUUUUUGUUGGUAAUUUUUUGUCCAGCAUAUGAAGCUCCUGUCAGUCAUAGCCUUAAACUUUCAUUGUUUUCGUAAAUGCGAACUUUACAGAUUCUUUUAUUUUCCUUUUGUUCCCCAUUACUCAGAAUUUGAAGCCUACUUCCUUUUACAUUGUAUGCAAAGUUGGUCUGCUGUGGAUCAUGAAGAUCUGGACUUAACUUUUUGCAAAUAUCCCCUCGUUUUGCUUUAGUUUUAGCAUUUUAGGCAAGCUUUCUAUUUUUGUACCUUAUUCUGUUGCAAUAUUUUUUUAGAAGCACAGCUGAAAAGGGUGAGUCUCCUGGUUUUCUAGUUAUAGUUGCGAACUUGAGACGAAAGCGAGUGCCUCAUUUUCACACUUAAGGAAGCCCACUUUGUGUGCUUAAUCGGAAAGAUUAUAGUUGCAGCCUUUUGGUCCUAAUGGCCCCUGGUUGUCUAAAAAUAAGUACAGUUGUACUUAUUUGCUGAUCUUGUAGAGCAUUGUAGUUAACUAUGCAUUAUCGACACAAUUAUCGUUUAUGAAUUUAUAUGCAAUUUCUUCAUUAGAUGCUAGUGUGAACUAACAUAAAGGGAGACACUCCAAAGACAACAAAAUUUUUGUUAUGUAUAACUGAAGUAUCGUUUUGAGUCAUAUCCUGGUGAUAUAAUAGGGUUCUCUAAGAUUUUGACUCUUUGAUCUUUCAGUCCUACUUGGUUGCCUGCAAAAUGAUGUAAUCUAGCAUUACAAAUUACUUACUUACCUAUAGCGCAGUAUCCUUGAAAAUUGCAGUGGAUAUUAAAUAUAAAUAUGCACUAAUUUUUAAGGGAAUUUUGUGUUUGUUAAUGUUUGACAGGUACGUGAUUUGAAAUUAUUGCUAAGGUACUCUGAAUCGUAUUCUAUUUCAAAAACAUUAAUUUGUUCAAAACCCUCUGAAAACAGGAGCACUUUAAAAAAAAAAAAAAAACAGAUUGAAAAGGCAGAUUUGGUAAAAUCAUCAUCAUUGUAACAUAGCCCUAAAAAUUAAAUUUAAAAAAGAAAAAAAAAACAGUUUGUGUGCCCUAAGUUUUUUGGGUACAAAUGUUGGUACUGAACACAUCAAGGGAUAUAAUUCCAUGCCCGCAUUGAGAUAUUUGAAAACCCUUAACAUGUUUAGAGCUACUUUAACAAAGCCGUUUUCACCCAUUUUGCAGGUUUAAGACCUAGUUCAGUGGUUCAGGAUAUAUUUUUCUGUCUAGAUUUGCUUUUAAAAAAUCAAUAUUUUAGCACUAACUCGACCUCUUGAGCAUGAAUUAAUCCAUGGUAGACCUCAAGCAGAGAUCCGUAUAUUUGGGUUUCUGUACUGUAAAGAUUCUGUUUUCAGGCCGCCACCUAGUUCAGUUACAAAGUGCCUGGUCGUGAAUUUUGAAGUUGAAAAACUACUGUCCUUUAAUUUUUUGGGUUUGCAGAAAAGGCAUAUUUUUUUCUGUGAAAGAACAUGCAAAAUUCUGACAGUUGUAAAGCAAAGUAUUUUUAUUUCAAAUUAAGUUUGAGGCAUUCUUCAUAACAUCUAUUUUGCUCCCAAGUUGUUUAUGUUUUUUAGCCAUUUGAAAGGUAGGGCUAAAUGGUGUAAAGAAAAGUCUUCAGCUGACAACUUUUCUGCCAUAAGAAAGCAGCUGUGUACCCCACUUGAAAACAAAUGAGAAACAGUCUUGUAUCUUUACAAUUUUUUUUUUCCCUCCUCGUAUUUGGCAUUUCUUUUCGAUAUAAAGCUGACAUUCCAUUUUGUAAAGAAGUUGCAGUAGUUUCUGAGCUUUGAAGGGUUCAGGACCUAACUGAAUUUCUGUCAAGAACUAAUUUGAGGACAUCAGGGGGAAAACGGCAUCAUGUGUGAGAAAAAUGUUGAGGAUUUGUGUCUUUCUUUGAAGUGUUCAUAUGGACUACUGCCAUUCUUUCCGUAUACAAAUGUUCUAAAUAUGUCAUUAGUACGUGACUGCAGCGCAGCUGUUUCUGAUAGGAAUGAUAUUGAUUGAUGGUGCGGAACAAACCAAACAAUAGAUCAAAAGACAAAAAUGGAAAACUGACUAAUGCCAUUUUCCCUCUGUACUCUUCAUGUAUUUGUACCUUGUAUAUAUUCCAUAUUCACUUCAACAUACCUAAAUGUACAUGUUAGGCAGGUUUGUCAUGCAUUUGCUCCUUCUCAACAGCAAGAAUACAUUCAUCCUACUUAUACAUUUUUUGUUUUACAAGUCUUCAUAAUUUUUGUACUUGUGGAUUAUACUUGAGUCUACAUUGUGAGCUGUCUCUGAAAAAACACUGCUUUUUCCAUUAAAAAAAUUAUAUGUGGCGUUUGUAAUACUCAGCGUUUGGCAUGUUUUCAAAUUUCUUUUGUAUUUGGCUCUUACAUUGUUCACAGCACAUCGGCAUAAUGUAUAAAAGAUAAUGAGCAUAUUUUUCAUCUCUCUCACCUGCCACUAAUAAGCCUAUGCCAUCUUCAUUGUAAUCAUCAAUUUUAUUACAAAUAAGGAACUGUUCUUGUGGUACUGAAGUUCCGUGAUAAUGAAACCUAGAGCAGUUACCAUAUUUGCCUUAUUUUUCAGUGGAGUUUUGGCUUCCUAACUGGUAGAAGUGUGAGAUAAAGUAGUACUAACACUGAAGCAGAAUGCUGCCAGAACUACUUCAUCUUCUGUGCGAGUGGGACAAAAUCAAAACUCUUUGUACAGAUUGUAUAGAACAUAGACGAAGAUUAUUUUUAGUCUCUUCACUGCCCAUGUUUUGCUUUGACAAUGCGAAGACCAAGGUAGCUGUAUAAUUUUAUUCCACUGUUGACCUUGUUUACUCAGAGCUUCCAAGAUAUCUUUGUUUUCUGUCACUAGUUCUACCUCGAGUACGACAGGUCUACCUCGGGCCUCCCAACUGUAACCUCGCUUGUCUCAACUUAACAUGCUCUUUGCAAUAAACUCACUCAAAGAAACUCCUUUUCAUCUGGCAGAUAAAUAGUCAUGGCCCCGAUGAUUUUUUUUUCUUGUUUCCUUCAAAAUAAAACGGCCCUCUUAGUUUAUUUAGAAUAAGCCCACUGUAGCCAUACAGUGUGCCUUCUUGCUAAGAUUAAAAACCUUGUAAAGUCCAUUUUGUAUGAUGAAUGCGAUUUGUUGUAUUAUAAACAUGUAUUAAUAUUAAUAAAUGUUCAUGGUUUUUAGGUAAGACAAUUACAGUUAAACCACAAGUUUUAAAGUAUUGGCUUGUUCUAAGACCCCGGUUGGAUUUUAGAAAAUUCAUGUUAACACACCCCCCAUAUCUUUCUUUUCCCCUCAGUCUUGUCAGCCAUCAUGAAUAUUGAUGAAGUGGACAACACUUUUGUCCAAAGUGAACAAACAUUUUUAUCCCCCUCUCUGUUUCCCUAUUGACAUUUUUUGGGUCAUAUGAAAGAUAACCCACAUUCCUAAAAUUUUUAUAGAUAAUGACUGGAAAUUUAUUGCAAUGCUCUUUGUUCCUAGUGGUAGAGGAAGGCAGUGUUUAAAAAUGUGUUUCUUUGAACGUUUUGUGCAGAACUCUGUUCAGUUUUCUGUUUCAAACUUAUAAAAAUAAUGUUCUUUUUGUGGCUUUAAGUGCACACACUGCCUUUUGUCUUUGGGUACGACUUGAAGCCUCCACUUGUUCCUGUCUUCUCUUGACCAACUUGUAAUGCAGAGUGGAUGGAUUUUUUUUGUUUUGGAGCAAAUACAAACCUUGUCCUCCAA